AUGGCGGCGUACGCAGCUCUACUUUCUCUCAGGCAUAUCAUCGAACAGCUUCAGCAUCACCCUUCCCCUCCAAUUUUUAUUCACCAAAACCAGGUGGAAUCUCUCACCGACAACCUCAAUUUCUUGCAAGAGUUUCUUGAGCAGGGAUAUCCUUGUGUUGGCAUCAGCAAAGGAGCAAUUGAUGUUUUUGAAAGUCGAAUUGCAGAUGCAGCUCAUGCAGCCGAAGAUAUAAUCGAAACCCGUGUUGUUGAUCAAAUUCUUACUGAAUCGACGGCUCAAGCGUCGAAAGAUAUAAACGAAACCUGGGUUGGUGAUCAAAUCCUUGGUGGAUCAAGAAAAACGAAGAAUACUAGAAUGCAAGAUCGUCUGCGCAGGAUUUUGUCCACUUUUUGUGGUGCUGGUUCAUCAAGAUCUCCUUCAACGAGGCAGAAUGUCGUAGCUGGUUUAGAUCUCGAUAAGGUGAUCCAAGACAUGGGUUUAAUCAAGAAAGAUGUGAUGGAGAUUAAAGAUAAUAAUAUUGGAAUAAUCGAAGAUCACCUGCACAAAAAUUCUUCAACUCUUGCUGGUGCUGCUUCAUCAAGGUCUCAUUUAACAACGAAGCAUGAAACCAUGGUUGGUUUUGAUGAGCUCUUAAUUGAAGUAAUGGAUAAGCUCAUUGGACAACACUCUAAUCUCUGCAUAAUCCCGAUUGUUGGAAUGGGCGGCAUUGGUAAGACUACUCUUGCUAGAAAUGCCUACGUUAAGUUUAUAAAGCACUUUGAUAUUCGAGCUUGGGUUACAGUAUCUCAAAAUUACAAUGUGCGAGAAAUUCUUAUAGAAAUUCUUCUUUGUAUAAACAAAGCUGAGAAACGAGAAACCUUGAGUGCGAAGAAUGAGGGUGAAUUAGGUGUAAAAGUACACCAAAGUUUAUGGGGAAGGAGAUAUUUGAUUGUAAUGGAUGAUAUUUGGAGUGUUGAGGUAUGGGAUAAAAUGAAUCUCUUUUUUCCGGACAAUGUUGGUCAAAGAAGCAGAAUAAUGAUAACCACUAGGCUAUCAGACGUUGCUUCGAUUGGCUCUCAUGGCGUUGUGAUGGAUUUCUUAAAUGAAGACAAGAGUUGGGAUCUACUGUGCAAAUCUAUAUUAGAAAAAGAAGAAGACUGCCCUCCUGAAUUGGAGGAAAUAGGAAAGAAGAUUGCCAAAAAUUGCAAAGGACUUCCUUUGUCAAUAGUUGUGAUUGGAGGACACCUAGCGAAGUCUAAGCGCACAAGAGAACAUUGGGAAUAUAUUUCAGAAAACAUAAAAAAAAUUGUAAAUUCAGAAGACGAUGGACGUUGCUUAAAAGUAUUACAAUUGAGUUAUAACCAUUUGCCGGUACAUCUAAAGCCGUGUUUUCUUUAUAUGGGAGUUUUUGUGGAGGAUAACAUGAUCCGUGUCUCGUGUCUCGUAAAACUAUGGGUUUCUGAAGGAUUUGUGAAACCAAUUAAGGGCAAAAGCUUGGAAGUGGUUUCGAGAGAGUACUUGCAGGAGCUCUGUGAUAGAAACUUGAUUUUAGUUCAUAAAAGGGGGUCUUAUGGAAAUAUCAAGUUUUGCAGCAUCCAUGAUCUCUUGAGGGAACUAUGCUUGAGAGAAGUUCUUUUAUGUCAGAAGACCGCAUGA
Messenger RNA from Erythranthe guttata (spotted monkey flower), 1635 nucleotides. NCBI's taxonomy places the organism in Eukaryota, Viridiplantae, Streptophyta, Magnoliopsida, Lamiales, Phrymaceae. The record is from RefSeq and is a predicted model, not a curated record.